AUGUUUGGUGAGCCUGAAAUCGAUGACUAUCAGUUCCCCCUUCCAGGGUUUCGAUUCCACCCUACCGACGACGAGCUCGUUGGGUUCUAUCUCCGACGAAAGGUUGAUAAGAAGGCGAUGGGGAUGGAGCUCAUCAAGUCCGUUGAUAUCUACAAGCAUGACCCUUGGGAUCUUCCUAAUGUGAGCAAUAAUUUGGGAGACAAAGAAUGGUAUUUGUUUUGCAAAAGAGGAAGAAAAUACAAGAACAGUAUAAGACCAAAUAGGGUUACAGGGUCAGGAUUCUGGAAGGCCACUGGCAUUGACAAAGCAAUCUACUCCCAUGGAGGACAAGGAAAUGAGUGCAUUGGCCUCAAGAAAACCCUCGUUUACUACAAGGGAAAUGCUGGAAGAGGCACCAAAACUGAGUGGAUGAUGCAUGAAUUUCGCCUGCCUUCUCGCUCUCUUAAUACUCAUGCACCUUCCAUCUUCCCAACAAUCAGAAACAAUGUCCAAGAAGCUGAAAUCUGGACGUUGUGUCGAAUCUUUAAACGAAGCGUUUCAUGUGCAAAAUAUGCACCAAAUUGGAGGGAGAUUGCAGCAGGCAAUGGUGGUUCCAUAUUUGGAGAUAUUAAUAAUAGCGAUGAUAUGGAUGAUGAAUGUUGUGAUAGAGAUAGCAAUUACAUUAGUUUCAGCCCUUCUAAUUAUGCUGAAAACAAGGCGGUGGCUACUCAUCAUUGGAACCCAUUGAUGAUGAACUUCAGCGCCAUCUCCCAACAGCCUCCUUCUUCUACAACUGUCUCAUAUUUUGAUGGGGAUGCCACUGAUCUGUUUGGAUACAAAGAUAGGAAGAAGCUUCAAUUCAUUAAUGAUCCUUCAUCAUCUUUUAUGUUGUAA
Cucurbita pepo subsp. pepo (vegetable marrow) is the source of this 873-nucleotide messenger RNA. Its product is annotated as transcription factor JUNGBRUNNEN 1-like. Gene Ontology annotation, biological process: regulation of DNA-templated transcription. Gene Ontology annotation, molecular function: DNA binding. NCBI's taxonomy places the organism in Eukaryota, Viridiplantae, Streptophyta, Magnoliopsida, Cucurbitales, Cucurbitaceae. The record is from RefSeq and is a predicted model, not a curated record.